Molecule: messenger RNA, 3839 nt
Organism: Aspergillus japonicus CBS 114.51
Lineage: Eukaryota; Fungi; Ascomycota; Eurotiomycetes; Eurotiales; Aspergillaceae
Product: coma-domain-containing protein
Exons: 8
Coding region: 292-3576 (1094 amino acids)
Biological process (GO): DNA-templated transcription; positive regulation of transcription from RNA polymerase II promoter by galactose
Cellular component (GO): nucleus
Molecular function (GO): RNA polymerase II cis-regulatory region sequence-specific DNA binding; DNA-binding transcription factor activity, RNA polymerase II-specific; zinc ion binding
Source: RefSeq, a predicted model, not a curated record
CCUAAUCCAAAGAAUUCCAGAACUCUUGGAUCAGUGUUCACUGGGUAGAGAAGCCCCAGACAAUAGAUUGACAUGCCCUCGAGCCAAUCACCUCCUGCCUCUCACCAAGGAGGAGGAUGAGAUAUUGUUUACGUCAACCUUCAACCUCGGUCCGCUAAAUUGAGCUGCAACCAGUACCCCGUACAGUAUUGACCACAACGCAAUUGAUUGUUGAGCACUUCACCUCUCUACUGCUGUCACUUCGCAAUAGAGAGCCUUAGCCUUUCUGUAUAUUCGAUACUCACCAUCAUAAUGUUUACAUCGCUCCCUCGCGUCGCUCCUACCUUCUCUUUGCGAAGUAAUAUCAAUUUUGCGUUGCGGCAGCUCCCUAGCGCCUCGGCCUCGGUGUCGGUAUUGCCUACAAGAUGUUCGUCUUCCACCACAAAGAAAGAGAUCACACUGCUCCAGGAUAAGAAAAAUGGAUUCGGGUUUGCACGGUCAAAUCCCAGACCACCCAAACCGAGAACCAAGGGCGUCACCGAGAUCAGAGGCCCAUACUAUACUGUCAUGGGGAAACGAUACCUAGCAGAUGUGCUGGAGACCAUGGGAACCCAUGUGGACGGCUUGAAGUUUGCAGGAGGGUCGUUCUCUCUCUUUCCAGAGAGACCAUUGAGGGAGUUGAUCGAUCUCGCUCACGAUCACGGAGUCUAUGUCUCCACAGGCGGUUGGGCUGAGCAUCUACUCACGCAUCCCGAUGCAAACGCCGUGUUUGAUAAGUACCUUCGCAAGUGCAAGGACCUUGGGUUCGAUGUCAUCGAGCUCUCAUCGGGCUUUUUAUCUAUCCCAGAAGAAGACUGGCUCCGCCUUGUUGAUAAGGUCCACUCCUACAAGUUGAAAGCGAAGCCCGAGUUAGGGAUUCAGUUUGGUGCGGGGGGCGACACCCCCGCGGCAGGGUUGGAAGCCAUGGGCACGUCUGAUCCGUCGAAGCUGGUGAACUUGGGCCGUAAAUUCCUCGACGCAGGCGUCGAGCGCUUGAUGAUCGAGUCGGAGGGCAUCACGGAGAAUGUGGAGUCGUGGCGGACCGAUGUGGUAUCGAAGAUCAUGAAAGAGCUUCCCUCGGAAGGCGUCAUGUUCGAGGCAGCAGACCCGAAGGUCUUCAACUGGUACAUUCGAGAAUUUGGCAUUGAUGUCAACCUGUUCGUCGACCACAGUCAGAUAGUGCAGUUGUCGUGCUUGCGCCAUGGGAUUUGGGGCACGGCCGACACCUGGGGGAAGGUUGUCUCUUUCCGACCUGAUUCGCAUCGUGCAGCUGAGUCAUGCACGGAAAGAUCCAUUACUUCUCUGAGUACAUGCUUCAUUAUGCCGCGGGCAAGCACGGCUCCCGGUGCUCGACUCCGGUGCAGAAGAGCUUGCGAUAGUUGCAAGCGACGGAAGCAGAAAUGCAACGGAGAGCAGCCAUGUACAAUCUGCGUCCAACGUCGCAAAGAGUCCGAAUGUCAUUUCUCCGACAAGCCCGCUCGCUUGCUCAAGCCAAGCAACAACAACCCGAAAGAGACCAUGCUUCUCAGCGAACACCUCGUCCCAACCCCGCAGCGGCAGACGGCCAUGGACCGACUUCUGAACUCGCUCGAAGACCGUAGUGCAACCUUGGAACAACAGGCGACGGACGAUAAGGAUGGUACAGCUCCGGUGCCAAAGGUGGCUAGGCUUUUGCGUGACGGACAGGGAAAAUUCAUGUACAUUGGUGAUUCUGCAAGCUUAUCCUUCUUACAGAGUGUCCGUCGCAUCGUCUCCUCGUCGAUCGGCCGCUGUGAUUUCACGGAAGAUAACUCGCGACAUUCAAUGCUGGAGGCUUUCCAAAAUAGUUCUUCGACACAGACAGGGCCCUUGAUCGCGCCUCCCAGCAACGAGGAGGCUCAGCGGUUGGCGCGUCAAUACGUUCUUGCUACCGGCCCACUCCUAGACCUUUUUGAUCUCAACGAAUUUCAUCCGCGCCUUGCCAACUGGGUGGGAAACCCCACUGGUGACGAAGACACGGUCAGCUCGAUCUUCUACCUGGUGCUCGCGAUUGGCGCACAGGUGUCAGACACCAACCAGAACCUGGCAGAACAAUACUUCAUCAGUGGACGUCAAUUAGCGUUCUCUGCAUUCACUGAAACCCCUAGCAUCUACACUAUUCAGUCCUAUGUCUUGAUAUCCAUGUACAUGCUUGGUGCAUGUCGGCGCAAUGGCGCGUUUAUGAACCUUGGUAUCGCGCUCCGGGCGGCGUAUGCGGUCGGCAUCCAUAGGAAAGAUGCAAAUUCGCUGUUCUGCACUCGAGAGCGACGGGCCCGCGAGCGCGUCUGGAAGAGUCUUCGCAUGAUGGACCUCUACCUCAGUGCCUCUUUAGGACGGCCGCCGGCUACCUUGGACUUCGAUUAUGACCUUCGCGAAGAUGGUCUUCCGGCGGAUCAACAACGUCUCGAACCUGAAGAACAGUUAUCUUUGACCGUCGUUUCUCUGUGCCGCAUCUUCGAACGGAUUUUGACCGAAGUCUAUAUGCGGCAGGUAGUGUCGAUCACCGUGGCUGAUGCUAUCUCGAACCAACAUCGAACCUGGGUCCGUAACCUGCCUAUGUUUCUGCAGGUGCAGACGGAACGGCUAGAAUCAAAGAAUCUAGAAGAAACCUUGGCCGCAGCACAUGUAUUCGGGUCGUACUACUGGUCGAUCAUUCUUCUGACUCGUCCGUUUCUUGUUUUUCGGGUCUCGCAAUAUGUGCGAAGUAAAUCCGACUCUACAAGCUCCGGCGACACCAGGGCCACCAAUUCCCGUAUCGCGCUCUUUGCCGACGCAUGCGUCUACUCAGCCUUACGAGGUCUCAACAUUGUGGAUGGCCUUGCUCGAUACAGCAAUCUCCCCCGCAGGUUGCCCUUCCUGAUCAACUCCGUCUUCAACUCAGCCGUAGUGCUAGGCGCAGCAUUCUUUGCAGACUACGACAACCUACUCCCGCUGGAGGAAGGGAUGGAAAAGGCCGAACGGUUCCUUGGCUUGUUCGUGCCGCAUGAUCCUCAUGCAUGUCGCUUCUACCAGAUCAUCAAGUAUCUCCGUGCAGCAGUGGCCGAGUAUGUCCGUCGACGAAAUCGUCAGUGGAUGGAGCGCCGUAGUCGUCAAGUGGACCAGCUUUUCGGCCAGGUCGGCACUACGGACGAGCCCUCGGCCGCAGCAGACGCCAAUACUCCGUCAAGCCGACGCGGCGAUCAAGCAGCCGUCUUGUCACCGCUCUCUCCUGAGAAAGUGACCGGGGGAACAGCCCUACCCCAUUCCUCCAACAUAACUACCGCCACCCCCGCGGCUCCAGGCCAGGUGGAUAACGACAUUUGGGAGACCUUGUAUGGCACCCAGGGCGCACCUCCUCUUCCAUAUGAUACGGCCGUCUCUACGCUCACCACGACGGGAAUUCCCAUCGGUUGUUCCCCGGGCGGGACCAUUCCGUCCGGUGCUUUACCUUCUGAUGUCCCGGGUGGCCAUACGCCGCUGUCUGAUGUGAUCUUGCCGGACAAUGGCCUUUUGUAUAUGGCGGAGGAUCUUCCCGUGUUCGGACUCUGGGAAGACGCUUAGGUUGGGGGAUCUUGGCUGUUUCGGCCGUACAAUCUUUUGGUGCACACUCCAUUGAGUGUACAAAUUCGCCAGCGCUCUUCCUAUCUGUCUAUUAGGACAGGUUAUUUACGACAUCUUCAUGAACAUAGCACGCCCGACUCCCAUCAUCUGGCGUUUCUGGAUCUCGAACCUGGCGUUCAGACGAUUAGCGUUGGGGUUGAUUCCAUGUAUAUCCUAUUUAUCUUUACUUCUGUCUGUACAUACCUACCUUCACGCAGAUAGCG